This is a messenger RNA of Gigantopelta aegis, 2547 nucleotides long. Its product is annotated as ceramide kinase-like. The record is from RefSeq and is a predicted model, not a curated record. Lineage: Eukaryota; Metazoa; Mollusca; Gastropoda; Neomphalida; Peltospiridae. Bases 21 to 1373 code for a protein of 450 amino acids. Gene Ontology annotation, molecular function: kinase activity. The transcript is spliced from 9 exons.
UAACGGACAGAACCGAAAACAUGAUUCGAACGAUUCUUGUAAAAGAUGGAAAGAAAUUCCAUGUGACUUUAUCGUCGACUGUGUUUUCAUACACGUCUACUAAAAAGAUCAAUGGAAAACUUCAAAGUGGUAAAAUUGCAAUCGAUCAGAUGAUUGCCCUAAAAUCGGAGACGACCAGGAAGGGUGAUUCUUUGCACUUAACGGGAAUUAUUCUGUACAUUGCCAAAGAUGUGACCAGUUCGAAACUGUCAGUGAAAAAACUCAUAUUUCACGGGGAAGGCGAUACCUUGGACAAAUUAGUGAAAACUAUCCAAUCAAGACUUAAAGACAGCACCAGACCACGGGAAGUGUUGGUGAUUAUCAAUCCAAACAGCGGACGAAAGAAGGCAAAAGAAGUCUUUCAUAAGAAGGUGGAGCCCUUUUUCCAGUUGUGUGGAAUCAAUUCAAAAGUUAUAGUUACCGAGCGACCAAAGCAAGCACAGGAAAUCCUUCAAACUGUUGACUUAACUGACGUUGAUGCCGUCGUCACUGUUGGUGGAGAUGGCAUAGUCUGCGAGUGUCUCAGCGGCCUUGUAAUGAGAGCGCAGAAGGAUGCUGGGAUUGAUUUUAAUGACCCGGAUGCAGAAACAGUUUCAUCAAAAAUUCCAAUUGGCAUUAUUCCAGCUGGGUCUGGUGACUGCAUUGUGCAAUAUCUACAUGGAAGUCGUGACGUCAUGACAGCAGCCAUAUACAUCGCAUUAGGCAAGACACGACCUGCCAGUGCUGCGAGUAUCCACCAGGGUCACAAGCUCUCUUUGUACUCGGGCCUACUGGUUGGCUUCGGUUUGUUCGGCGACAUCAUGAAAGACUGUGACAAAUUCAGAUGGAUGGGCGCAUCACGAUUUAACAUAAUCCCAAUGGCCACCGUGUUGCGACGUCGUAUGUUUGACGCCGAGAUCGAGUUUCUGCCCACGGACUCGAUGGAGUGGCAGAAGCUGGAGACGGAGGGGAAGCUGUACGGGGUGGACACCUACACGAUAACCAGGAGGGCGAAAGACAAAGACAGCAGGAUGAUUCCCUGCUUCGGCGACGACGCCCUCACGAUGUUCACCACGAGCAAGUGCAAGUUCUCAGAGCACGUGCGGCACCUCAUCUCCGUAAAGGAGCACAGACCUGACUGUUUCGACUUCGAUUUCGUGAAACAACGCCGAGUUAGAGGUUACAGGGUGAAGUUGAGCGGAGGUCCCGUGACUACGAACAGUGACGGAGAGACCGUCUUGGUUGACAAAUAUUACAUAAACUGUGACGGCGAGGUCAUAACUGUAUCAAAACCGGAAUUUGAAGUCCGGCUGCACAAACAUGUAAUUCCGCUGUUUGGAAACUUGAAUGAGUGAAAUUAAAGAAAACGAAAAUCUUCUUUAUGGACGCUUUCUACAGGUUAGACACUUGGAAAAGGAACUCCUCAUUAGGGAAUGAGGCAUUGCAUUAUCGGUCAUGUUGCCUCCUUACCGGAAGGAGCUCAGUUGGACGUCGGGAUAGAUGCAUGGCAGAAAUGAAUUUAUGUUCUUGGUACCAGUUCUACCCAGAGAAGUGAUAUGAAGUCGCGAGAAUAACACCUGAAUUACGAUUGUUGAAGUUUUUGACCAUGUAAGAACUGAAGGUGGCGUCUUCUUGUCAAGCAUUACAAGAAGAACAUAGACGUCGUGAGGAUUAUAAUGGACUAGUACAUUGUAUGGUUCACAUUUAUGUUUUUAAGGCGAAGAACUGGUAAAAAAAUACAAACAUUAUUGCCAAAAAGGAAGUUUGUUUGGACCCACGAACCCCCACUAAUAAUGCGCCAGAAAGUGCUUGAAUUGUGUGAAUAAAAUUUACAGGCGUUUUGAUAAUGUCGCGAUCGGUUAACAGGCUAUUAAAAUCGUUCUCUUUACUUGAAUUGUUGUUAAUGGUUGUGACUUAAGAUGCUACAUUUUGUAUGUGUAUUUUGUGCACGGUUUUAAAAUAGCAUUAUCAAAGUUAUCAUUACUUGUUGAACAUUAUAUUGAUGUUUGGAGAUGGUUUAUCAUUACUUUGUAUUAAUGUUUGGAGAUGUUUUAUAUUUGUAAAGUAUAAACUCUUUCACAUGUACGCACUUCCAAACAGGACUCAAUAACAGCACAUCGAACAGUAAAGCUUGUCCGACAUUAAGGACAUUUAUUUUUAGCAAAUGACACCAUUCCAGUUAGGAUGACAUAAUAAUAAUGUUCGCUUACAAUAGGCCUGAAGGUCGUUGAGCAAUCAUGCAUGUUGACAUAAAAUACAUUGACAUGCAUGCGUUAUAUGAUGUAUUUACUUACGUAAAAGAGCUGAAAGGUGUGGAUUACGACAUUGUGAUGAUGUUAUUUUAAACGUUUUACGUUAUAAGACGGUUAUAUCCGGGUACAAUCAGUUGCAACACAUUGGACACUGAUUCGCUGCGUGCAAUCAAACUUGAUAUUAAUUUAUAUUUUGUUAUACGACUUGUUUUCUUGCCAAACUAUUUAUGUGUAUAUUUAUUUUUUACAUAAAAUUUAAUAAAUAAUAAAACUACAA